Molecule: messenger RNA, 291 nt
Organism: Pseudomassariella vexata
Lineage: Eukaryota; Fungi; Ascomycota; Sordariomycetes; Amphisphaeriales; Pseudomassariaceae
Exons: 2
Coding region: 1-291 (96 amino acids)
Source: RefSeq, a predicted model, not a curated record
AUGCGUGAAGUCAUUAAAGAUAUGAGGGCGGAACUCGAUCGUGACUUCAAGGACCCGAAGUUCGUCUACGAAAGUCGCUUCUGGCGGAUCCAGGUGUACCCAUUAAAAACAGCGCACCGGUCGACCCAGUUCGCCGAAGAAAUUGACAAAGUGGAUCGCGCGAAUGCCAAGCGCAUCAUCAACUCCUUGAAACAUGCCGUCCAAUUUGCUCCGCUUGGUGCCAUCUACAUGACACUACCGGCGGUGAUUGCCUACCACGUGGCGGUGGAGAAGCGCAAGGACUGGGUGUGA